Messenger RNA from Mus musculus (house mouse), 7957 nucleotides. It is a transcript of the gene Sim1, whose product is annotated as single-minded family bHLH transcription factor 1. Gene Ontology annotation, molecular function: protein heterodimerization activity; protein dimerization activity; DNA binding. The transcript has 13 exons. The record is from RefSeq and is a predicted model, not a curated record. Gene Ontology annotation, cellular component: nucleus. The coding region runs from base 737 to 3142 and encodes 801 amino acids. Lineage: Eukaryota; Metazoa; Chordata; Mammalia; Rodentia; Muridae. Gene Ontology annotation, biological process: regulation of DNA-templated transcription; tube development; system development.
UGAAGCUAAACCCGGUAAGCUAUAAAGAAGUUACAGGGGGGCGCUUUGGGCUCCCAAUUAGGAACAGUACCGGCUCCCAACACUACGGAGGACUCGGACUCGGAAAACACCUCUCCUGUCCCCAGCCUGUGUUCUCCUCCCGCUGCUACCUACCCCUCCCCCAUUCAUGCCCAUGGGAAGGUGGCCCAGGCACACUCUGCGGGCUGCGGGUGACAGCCGGGAGGCUGCCGCUGAGGCUCCGCAAGCGCGCAGGCUUGAAAGCAGUUAGGGGGCGGGAGCCUUAGCAGCCUCCGCGGCUCUCGAGGACGUAAGUGAUCUGAAAGAAGUUACCCGCGAUUCCUGUUUCCUACAAACCAGCUCAGAACCAGAGGAGUUGGAAAACAAACGUCGGGUAUUAUUAUGUCGAUUUCCCAAGGACCCGGGUUCUUACCGCGGAUCAGAUGAAAAGGUUGGCUCCUCGGGAGUCCUUCCAGCAUUUUAUACUUAGAGUCCCAAAGGAUUGCCCGGAUUUGCCGUGAACCAGCAGCUUUCUUUUAUACUUACACCUCACGUUUUCAAGAAAGUAUUUUGUUUGCCGCAUUGCCCUGUCCAUCAUUCGUGUCUUCCCGGAGCAAACUUCAGCCUCCUGUUUAAAGUUAUGUUUUUACCGAGUGUGAUCUCUAAUUGAAAGUUAACUUUUGGUUUUGGAUGAGUCUGUGGAGUUUACGUUGUAAGAAGAAAGGGAGCCCGAGACACGAUGAAAGAAAAGUCUAAAAAUGCUGCCCGAACGAGGAGGGAGAAAGAAAACAGUGAAUUUUAUGAACUGGCUAAAUUACUGCCUUUACCCUCAGCCAUCACCUCCCAACUGGACAAAGCAUCCAUCAUCAGACUCACGACCAGCUAUCUCAAAAUGAGAGUGGUCUUUCCAGAAGUCAGAUGCAAGUUCCGAAUGCAAACUCCUGGAUUCUUGCGGUAUUCCCUUAUGGGCCCGGGUAUUUCUCGGAGAAAGGAGACAGACAGUAACAAUAGCGAUUAUUUAGGGCUUGGCGAGGCGUGGGGCCACACCAGUCGAACCAGCCCCUUGGACAACGUUGGUCGCGAACUCGGCUCUCAUCUACUCCAGACUCUGGAUGGCUUCAUCUUCGUGGUGGCCCCAGAUGGGAAGAUCAUGUACAUUUCAGAGACAGCUUCAGUUCACCUGGGCCUUUCUCAGGUAGAGCUGACUGGGAACAGCAUCUAUGAAUAUAUCCACCCGGCUGACCACGAUGAGAUGACAGCCGUGCUCACAGCCCAUCAGCCCUACCACUCUCACUUUGUACAGGAGUACGAGAUCGAACGCUCCUUCUUUCUAAGGAUGAAGUGUGUUUUGGCCAAGCGGAAUGCUGGCCUCACCUGCGGUGGCUACAAGGUCAUUCACUGUAGUGGCUACCUGAAGAUCCGCCAGUACAGCCUGGAUAUGUCUCCCUUUGAUGGAUGCUACCAAAAUGUGGGCUUGGUGGCUGUGGGUCACUCCCUGCCUCCGAGUGCUGUGACAGAGAUCAAACUACACAGCAACAUGUUCAUGUUCCGAGCCAGUCUGGAUAUGAAGCUUAUUUUCCUGGACUCCAGGGUGGCAGAGCUGACUGGAUAUGAACCUCAGGACUUGAUUGAGAAGACCCUGUACCAUCACGUGCAUGGCUGUGACACCUUCCACCUACGCUGUGCACACCACUUACUGUUGGUGAAGGGACAAGUGACCACCAAGUACUACAGGUUCUUGGCGAAGCAGGGCGGCUGGGUCUGGGUGCAGAGUUACGCCACCAUCGUACACAACAGCCGCUCCUCCAGGCCGCACUGCAUCGUCAGCGUCAACUACGUCCUCACAGACACAGAAUACAAAGGGCUACAGCUCUCCCUGGACCAGAUAUCAGCCUCUAAGCCCACUUUCUCCUAUACCAGCAGUUCCACUCCCACUAUCUCGGACAACAGGAAGGGGGCCAAGUCAAGGCUCUCCAGUAGCAAGUCAAAAUCUAGGACCUCCCCAUAUCCCCAGUAUUCGGGAUUCCAUACUGAGAGAUCGGAAUCUGACCAUGACAGCCAGUGGGGUGGAAGUCCCCUGACUGAUACUGCCUCCCCACAGCUCCUGGACCCAGAGAGGCCUGGCUCUCAGCACGAAUUGUCCUGUGCGUAUAGGCAGUUCCCAGAUCGCAGUUCUCUCUGCUAUGGUUUUGCUCUGGACCAUUCCAGGCUGGUGGAGGACAGGCACUUCCACACCCAAGCCUGCGAGGGAGGACGGUGCGAGGCAGGCAGGUACUUCCUGGGAGCACCACCUACUGGGAGAGAUCCCUGGUGGGGCUCUCGAGCAGCUUUGCCUCUUACCAAGGCCUCCCCGGAGAGCAGAGAAGCCUAUGAGAACAGCAUGCCUCAUAUCACCUCCAUCCACAGAAUCCACGGUCGAGGUCACUGGGAUGAAGAUAGUGUGGUCAGCUCUCCAGACCCUGGGUCAGCCAGUGAAUCUGGUGACCGAUACCGCACCGAACAGUAUCAAAAUAGCCCACAUGAACCUAGCAAAAUUGAAACUCUCAUAAGAGCCACCCAGCAGAUGAUUAAAGAGGAAGAGAACAGAUUACAGCUAAGGAAAGCCCCUCCAGACCAACUGGCUUCCAUUAAUGGAGCUGGGAAAAAACACUCCCUCUGUUUUGCAAACUAUCAACAGCCCCCACCCACAGGUGAGGUCUGCCACAGCUCUGCUCUUGCCAGCACUUCACCAUGUGACCAUAUCCAGCAGAGAGAGGGAAAGAUGCUCAGCCCUCAUGAAAAUGACUAUGACAACAGCCCCACUGCACUGUCUCGGAUAAGUAGUCCUAGUUCUGAUCGCAUUACAAAGUCUAGUUUAAUCCUGGCUAAAGACUAUCUACAUUCAGAUAUGUCUCCCCAUCAGACAGCAGGAGACCAUCCUGCCAUCUCUCCAAACUGUUUUGGCUCCCACCGGCAGUAUUUUGAUAAGCAUGCCUAUACAUUGACUGGUUAUGCCCUGGAACACUUAUAUGACAGUGAGACUAUUAGAAACUAUUCCUUGGGCUGCAAUGGCUCACACUUUGAUGUGACUUCCCAUCUAAGGAUGCAACCAGACCCAGCACAAGGACACAAGGGAACAUCUGUUAUAAUAACCAAUGGAAGUUGAUGUUUUUCUAAAAUAUUUUGUUCUUCAAGGGUCUCUGAAACAUAUUUAUAGUCUAAUACCCCAUUAGCAACAUUUACUAUGCCACAGAUUGUUAGAAAGUCUAAGUUAAAUUUUAGAGUUAUUUGAUGAGUUCCUGUGAAAUCAAAGAAAACAUAGCACCGACAUUCAAGGUUAUACACAGGUAAAUGAGCUAAAAUGUAUACAGAAAUUGCCCACAUAUUAUAGAGGAACUAUAACCGAUACAUUUAAUUUGAAAAAAAACUAAUGCAAAUUAAGCAUGUAUACCACAUGGAAGGGCUGAUGAAUAAAAUCAUUGUGUUGUGACAAUCUAGUAGAACUUAUACACACAGAUCACAUGCUGCUCAUAAGCUGCUAUGUACACUUCUCAUGCAUAAACAUACAAAUGCCUACUUUUCCUGAUUGAUUGCCAAGAAAUAUCAUUUCCCAAAAUAACUAAGGAAGAAUGGGAUGUAUCUUGUAAACCAAUUCCUUCUUCAUCAUUUCAAACUAGUCCACUCAUUUGGUUCAGGCAUAAGUUAGAGAAAUGGUUCUAGCUGUGGUACACCCAUGUGUUUUUACCUGGUAUCUAUUACAAGCAAUCAGGAAAAGCUGAUUUUCCACUUGCUUUUGAGUUAGACAUAGACCAGGAUUGCAUUGGCACAACAGUAAGGAAUUUUCUAAAUCAUACCACUGAUAUGUUGGGAGAUACAUUAAAAAAAAUGGUCUACUUAAUUUUAAGUGGCUUAGUGAAGGAAAGGGCAGAGCAGAGUAGAGUGACACUAAAUCUCCAAGCCACUUUGAAGGUGGAAGUAGACAACAUUUUGGCAGCUAGUAUAAGACACUAAAUAAGAAAUUUAAAUCAGUUCACCCAGACAAAAUGCUGGUAAGUACACAAGUAACCAAAGAAGAUCUGAAAAGUACUACAUGACAACAGGAGACGCAUGUAAGAACGUCUCAGAGCACGAUAGGCCAGUGUGUCAGGAUAUGGAAAGCCUCCGAGUCUAAGACAAAAGCUGAGGCAGGUGGACACGUGGUUCAAAGAGUGCUUGGGGAAGCCACAGGGAAAGUGUGGAUUUUCUUUGCUGUUUGUAAACAAAGAAAACAACAACACACUUGCUCAUAUGUCCAUGUGGCACAGUAGAAAGUCAAGUGAACUGUGUGCCAAGGUCUCUAUUCUGACCUCGCCUUUCACUUAGUUCGGGGUCCUUAGGUGUAUCACUCGCAGUCCUUGGGUCUUGGCUAUCUGGUCUGAAGGCAGCUCUUGUCCACGGUUCUGUGAUUUAUUGGUACUGAAAGUGAACUUGUAAGCAGUUAAAACCCUGCUGUAAUUUUCACGACUGGUGUUUCUGGAUUUUCCAUUCACAAGCAGAGGUCUAAAUACUUUGUUAUUUAAGUAAGGUCUGGGCUCUUUCAGGCAGGAAGAGUUGCACGCAACUUUCUCUUAAGAUGCAGCCAAAUGUAGGUGCUAGAAAUUUAUGAAAGAAGAAAAAUAGUAAAAUUUAUUUAAUGCACAGUUCUCUCAUACUCAAAGAAAAAUGACAUGCGUGGUUAGAAAGGUUUCAUAGAUAAUAUUUUUUAGAAUUCCCAUGCCUGCUACUCUUGCCAUAUUUAAGGAGGAGUGUGGUCUUGAUAAUUAUGAAAUCAUUACUUGGCAUUGGACACUCAGGGAUUAGUACUGUAUUUUCAUCACUCAACAUGAUCAUUUGGUGGCCAUCUAUAUGACAGUAAGUUGAGAGUUGAAUAAUGGGUUAUUUGUACAUGAGAGAAGAGGCUACAUAAAAUUAAAUACUACUUCUUGGGUAUAACAGAACAACAUCGCCAAUGAAAAUGGAGAAGCAUGCAAAUCAGUGAGGAAUAUAGUUUAUGUACUUAAAUAUGCUUUCAAAAAUAUUCAAAGGAAAAUGAAAAUUUUAAUUCUGUAAGAAAAAUAUUCAGCAAUUUUGAGAAAAUUGUGUAAAAGAAACUCAUAGGGCAGAUGAUUUGAAUAAAAUUUCAGCAUGAGGGAGUUUUUCAGGAUGGUGAAGGUUUUACAGAAUUCUAUAGAUCAAACAAAUAUACGAUGAAUUUGUAUUUUGGGCAGAAAAUCUCUACAAGUAGGUUCUAUUUCUGGGUAGGUAUACAUUAGUGCAUCAGAGGUACCCUCUGAGAGAUGCUUGUCACUAAAGGAAUUCCAACAGAGCUUUUAUGUAGAGAAUAAUUCAUAUAAGAAUAAAUUGUGACCUCUACAGGCAAAACCUAAUGCUUCCCAGAAUGCCAUAACUAAUAUUUUAAAGGAAGAUGUAUCCAUUUAUAUCACAUUUUGAUUAACAAUCUUAGUAGAUUGGCCCAUUUAAAAUACAUUAACCAUUAAACAAGUGUCAAUUUUUGCAGUGGCAAUUUUAUAAUGUUGCAUAUAAUGCCUCAUAGACUCACAAUAUGUAUAGCUUACAUUGUUUUACAGAAUGGCCUGAUUAUUAUAAAUGACCCAAAAUUAAUUGAUCUCUACAACUAGGUGACUUCAUACUGUUCAUGUAGAUAUAUAAAAUGAAUUUGUAACCUACAUUAUUUUGUUCUGUGCAGGAACAUAUUUGCCCACAAAGAAUGUUCUAUCUGUCUUAAAAUGUGGGAUGUAAAAAAAUACAUCCCCAGUAACUUAAUCAUUUAGUGUUAAAUUUAAAUUUGCUGCAUUUUUAACCCUUGAUUUCCCUCUCUUUACUAAAAAAUGGCAAUCCUGAGAGACACGUUUCCUUCUUCCACUUUGGGGAUUCAUAAAAAUAUGUUACAUACAAUUACAUAAGAAGAACACACACAAUUCCUUAUUCUCUAUGAAGCCCAUUCUAUCUGGAAAUAGUAAGAAUAUCUCCGGUGCUCAUUUGCUUGUUUUACCAAGAUAAAAUUUAAAACCGUGAAUGACCAAUGAAAUACAUGUUUCCCAAAUUUUCCUUGGGAAAAUUCUGUUAACGAUUAUUUCUGAGAACAUACAGUUGAUGUAUUCUUUUUUUGAUGUAUUCUUAAGGUCAGAAACACUGUAGGGCAGAUAUUUGUGUGUGUUUCAGCUCCACAAAUCUUUUGACAUCACAUGCAAAAUCUAAUGUAAUAGAUUUUUAAAAACUGUACUUGCCUGUACAAGACACUAUGACAGAACUGCAAAACUAUGGUACUACACUAGGGUAGACACGCAAAAACAAACAGGAUGUAAUAAAUGAUUCCUUCAGUGUUUAUACAGAAAACCACUUAUUAUUUCCUGGUUAUACUUUAUAGGGCUAGAGUGUUCCCAGCAAGUACUGUUCUUAAUGCUGUCUGUAUACUGCCUUUGGGGAGAGAAUCCCACUUAAAAAUAAGCUUUAAUGAGUUCUCCUAAAAAGGAUAAUAUGUUCCAUUUUCCUUUUAAUACAAUAUUUGGAAACUAUGACUAGAUAUCUUAAGAUAAAAUGAAAUUUCCCCCCAUCUAACUUCUAGGUAAUGUAAGUGAUAGUAUAGCUGAUAACACUCUGAGUACAGACUGGCUAUAUAAUAACUCUAUCUCUUGCUCUGUAUUUUUCUAUCUGUUUUUCUCUCUCAAAACCUGCUAGUGACUAAGCUAUUUAUAUGAUCUAUUAGUACUAGCAGUAAUUGAGAGUGACAGAGUGAGAACUGAGUACUUGACUGGGAACCACUCAUCUUAUCACUGUGAUAUAGUAAACUUUGUUUAAAAAUUUGAAUGUCUGGAUUGGGUUCUUAGUUCAUUCAAAUGAUAGAUGCAGGCAUGCAUCCAGUUUUCCGAAUGACUUAAAAAAAGAAAGAAAGUUCUCUAAAUACAUAAUUGAGAAUUCAUGUAAAGGCCAGGAUUGUGUGGAUAAGGAUUUCACUGUAGGUAAAAAUCUGUUGGCUAGCUCUUACUGUGAAAAUACAUGAUGCAUAAGACAUUGUAAUUUUAAGUGGGUGUCAGAACAGCUGUGGAUACAUGCAAGUAUAUCAUAAAUAGAAAAUAUUCUUGGAGGAAAGUUUUGUGUGGUUCUUAUAUCUUGUGCACAAAGGUUGUACGGGUAGUGCUUAAAUUCAAAAGGUAAGAUGACACUCAAUUCCACAUAGACAUUUGUUUCAAAUUCCUUUUCUAAAUUGUGUACAGAAAGCACACACACACACACACACACACACACACACACACACACACACACACACACACACACUAUGACUUCUACCUUACUUUGAGGAUUUAAAAAUAUGCUGUAUGCCAUGUGAAUGUAUGAUGAUUCACGCAAGAAAUUCUAAUUGAUAAUUUUAAUCUAAGCAUUGUAGUUUUAUGUACUGGGAUUUGCUGUGUGAACUUGCCUUCAUAACCUAGGUAAAAGGACUUUGUCCUAAUCUGCUAAUCUUAGACAUAUCUAGUCAAUUUCUACCCAAUAAUUAUGAUGUGUUCUUUUCAUUCAAAAGAAAUGAAAUUGGCAUGGAUAAAUUUUUUACAGUCAUUGUAACUUCUUUUCAAAGGAACAGAUUUCAAAGAGGAAAGAAACAAACCAGAGGCACUUCAAGAAAGAAAAAAUAUUUUAUUGUUGUUCUUUUGACUUACAUGAUAUAAAAAGGAUUAUAUUUGUGAGAGAAGAUAUUGGUUCGAAAUACCCUCUUGCAAUGUAUAGUUUUUAGUAAUAUUGUAGCAUAAACUUGUAAUCUGAACUUUUACUUUGGAAUGUAAAGUAGGAAAUAAUAGCUAUGUCAAUGAUAUCUUGCAAAGUGUCCCCAUUUAUAAUUAUUUAUAUUGUAAAUAGCUUUCUGAAGUAAAAUUGAAGUUAAUGUGCAUAAAAUGUAUUUAUUAUGUGAGGAAUUUUUGGUUUAAAAUAUAGUUACCAAUAUGCUGUU